AUGAGUCUGACCUCGCGAGUGUUCGGCCUGUUCUCGACAACACCGAACUCCGACCCGACUGCGACCUCCGCGAGCGACCUGCCUGCCUCCCACACAAAUACGACGCCCUCAUCAUCAAGCGCUUUCAAAUAUGAUCUAGGCUCCGGCGCCAGCCGCCAUGCGCAGGAGGGCGCAAUGUGGGAAGAGGAGGAGCCCCGUCCGCCGUAUCUUCAUGCGAUGCUGGCAGGCGGAACUGGAGGAUCAUGCGGCGAUAUGCUAAUGCAUUCAUUGGAUACCGUCAAAACCCGGCAGCAGGGUGAUCCAACUUUCCCACCCAAGUACACAUCGAUGGGCUCUUCGUAUGCGACUAUCUAUCGCCAGGAAGGAUUCUGCCGAGGUCUCUACAGUGGAGUGACACCUGCCUUUUUGGGUUCCUUUCCAGGCACCGUGAUCUUCUUCGGAGUAUACGAGUUCACCAAGCGGUUGAUGCUGGAUUCAGGAAUCAAUCCCAGCUUGUCAUACCUGUCUGGUGGUUUCUUCGCCGAUUUGGCUGCUUCCGUUGUCUAUGUACCAUCCGAGGUGCUCAAGACUCGACUUCAACUGCAAGGUCGAUUCAACAAUCCUCACUUCAACUCGGGCUACAACUACCGCGGUACCACCGAUGCCUUCCGAACCAUCAUCCGUCAAGAGGGAUUAUCCGCUCUCUUCCACGGCUACAAGGCCACCAUUUUCCGUGAUCUGCCUUUCUCCGCGCUGCAAUUCGCCUUUUACGAGCAAGAACAGAAGAUGGCAAAGGAAUGGGUUGGCAAGCGCGAUAUUGGACUGGGACUCGAGAUUGCGACUGCUGCCACCGCCGGUGGUAUGGCGGGUGUGAUCACUUGCCCUCUGGAUGUUGUCAAAACCCGCAUCCAGACCCAGCAGAACCCUCCGGAGCACCCACCAAGCUCAUCGGGCACAAAGAUCUCCCAUGAUCACGCUCCCAAGGAAAGCCCUCGGCCACACGCCCCGAGCUCAUCGCAUUCUCAAGCUUCUCGCGCACACUCUCGACCCAUCUUCACAUCUUCUCCCUCCACCUCCGUGCCACCACCCGGCACUCCGCGGUUGGAUACCUCGUCCGUCUUUACCGGGCUCAAGAUGAUAUACCGUACCGAAGGGAUCGCAGGGUGGUUCCGGGGCGUGGGCCCGCGCGGUGUGUGGACCAGUAUCCAGAGCGGGACCAUGCUGGUCAUGUAUCAGUACCUGCUCAAACAACUGGAGGCGUACCAGGCCCUAGAGGAUUGGUCUCCUCUGUAG
Molecule: messenger RNA, 1272 nt
Organism: Penicillium argentinense
Lineage: Eukaryota; Fungi; Ascomycota; Eurotiomycetes; Eurotiales; Aspergillaceae
Product: putative mitochondrial carrier protein
Exons: 2
Coding region: 1-1272 (423 amino acids)
Biological process (GO): magnesium ion export from mitochondrion
Molecular function (GO): magnesium ion transmembrane transporter activity
Source: RefSeq, a predicted model, not a curated record